GGGGGCACCACAUGGGCGGUUGUGUCAGAGCAAGCAAGAACACCAGGAAGAUGGACAUCGUUCCCCAAGCUAGUCUAUGUGGGACUCCAACUAUGUGAACUCUGGUGUAAGAGAAGGUCUGGGUCGGUCAUUGCAGGAUGACAGUUUUCACCAAGACCAGGACAACAGCAACAGAAGCUGAAGGCUGGUUUUUAGCACUGCAGUAUCAAUAAUAAUACUCUCUGAAGACCCAGGGAGUUUGGAACCGUGGAACAAUUCACCGAAGGUAGCAGGAGGCAUGAAGACCAGGAAAGAAUGAAAGGAAGAUCAUAAAAUGAGACAUAUCUGCAAGAAGAGAAACUGCCAAUAUUAGGAUGGAUAUCAGUAUAACCCAGCCUGCAGAGGUUGCAGGGGUCAACAUUUCCACUCUCCUGACAUCCUCCUGCAGUAUUGACGAGUCCUAUAAAUACAUCUUCCUCCCUCUAUGUUACUCUUUCACCUUCAUCUUUAGUCUCUCCCUCAACUCGGUGGUUCUCCAUCGGUCCUUCUGCCACACCAGACGCUGGAAUACCUCACUCAUCUACAUGGUCAACCUAGCCUCCACAGACCUGAUGUAUGGGCUAUCACUGCCGUUCCUGGUGGCCAGCUACAUCAUGCGGGACCGCUGGGUCUUUGGGGACUUCAUGUGCCGCCUUGUGCGCUUCCUCUUCUAUUUCAACCUGUACUGCAGCAUCUUCUUCCUCACCUGCAUCUCCGUUCAUCGCUACCUGGGUAUUUGCCACCCAAUGAGGAUUGUCACCAUGGAGAGCAAGCGGGCGGUUAAAGGUACCUGUGCCAUAGUCUGGGCUGUGGUCUUCGUCCUGACCAGUCCAAUCUUCCGCUUUGCACAAACAGGGUAUGUUGUUCGGGCAGGCCAAGGGAACCAGGGAGCGGUCAACGCCGGGGAGCCAGAAACCUUCCUGAAUUGUUGGGAUGAUGCCAUCGAUGAGGAAUUCUCUGAGUAUGUCCCUUAUGGGAUCAUCCUUCAUGUGCUUGGCUUCUUUAUCCCCUUUGUUGUCAUUGCUUGGUGCUAUUCACAUGUGGUCCUGACAAUAUUUCGGACCUUGCACCAGACUCCCCAGGUAGAACAAGGUGUAGCUGGAAUCGAGAGCAAUGGGAGACAGGAAAGGAUGUCUGUGGCUGCUGGAAAGUCCCCCUAUGUGCACCGCCGGCGCAAAUCUAUCAAAACUAUUGUCACCAUCACCAUUCUGUUUUCUUUGUGCUUCCUGCCUUUCCAUAUCACCCGAACACUCUUCCUGGUGCUUAAGGAGCUAAAGAAUGUCCAUUGCUACAACAUGCGUAUGGUGUCCAUCUGCUACAAGGUCACUCGGCCACUGGCGUCUUUUAAUGCCUGGCUCAAUGCUCUGCUAUACUUCCUCACCAAAGACAAGGGGCCUCCCUGCUGUCCACGCCCGGACCCCAGUCACCACCGCGACCUCCUCUGGCCUCUGAGGACACUAGGAAGAACAGGGGAUGGGGAUGAGGUUGGAGGAGCUGAACCAAUACCAGACAAGGAGAACGAGUCCAAGUCUACCCGUAUUUGCUUGGAGGAAUUUGAAGGAAAACAGUGAGAGUGUCUGGCUGUUGGCUGCACAUUGGAUACAAGGCUACCUGUGCAGAAGAGUCAUGAGGAAUUCCAAUAACUUUUCAAAUAAUUGCUCAGUGGUUGGCACUCAUUUCAAAAUGUGCGAUUUAAAUGGUCAGUCUAAGAGCCACAAACACUUGAUGUUGAGGCAUCUUGGAAUCCCAAUGACUAAAUACAAUGGUCACUAUACAUGGCCCAGGCAUUGGUGAAAUCUGACAACAUUAAGUAGAUAUGGGGUGACAACCUCUCCAUUUGGACAGUUCUUUGAAUAACUUCAUGCCAUGCACUAAACUCCUUUUGAAUUUCCUUAUGGCGUAAAGCACUUUCUUGAAUCUUAAUCCAACCCUGUACUCUGUUUCUUUUCUGGCUGCUGUUGAGAUUUGGUAUAAAAUAAAUAAUUACCUCCUG
Messenger RNA from Brienomyrus brachyistius, 2011 nucleotides. RefSeq names its product P2Y purinoceptor 3-like. The coding region runs from base 354 to 1589 and encodes 411 amino acids. Gene Ontology annotation, biological process: G protein-coupled receptor signaling pathway. The transcript is spliced from 2 exons. Gene Ontology annotation, molecular function: G protein-coupled receptor activity; oxysterol binding. Gene Ontology annotation, cellular component: membrane. Lineage: Eukaryota; Metazoa; Chordata; Actinopteri; Osteoglossiformes; Mormyridae. The record is from RefSeq and is a predicted model, not a curated record.